AUGGCCGUCAUACUAUUGAUGGCCAUGAUGCUUCCUCUCCUGUGCAAGUCGGCCUUCACUGCAGAUGUCAGCGAUACAAUAGUGGACCUGUCCGUCAAGUGGUUCAAGAAUAUCGUCAAAUCUCACAAGACCGGGACUUUCAUAUUUUCACCGUUCCACAUGAUGUCAUCCUUGGCAUCCACGAUGCUUUGCACCAGUGGUGACACACGUGACGAAAUCGCCCGACUGUUAUCGAUUAACGUCUCACGUGAUCUCUCAAGCAACGAGGUCAUCGAAGAGGUUUCAAAAGCUUUACAGGCCUAUUCGCGCUAUUUCCCCGACUGUAUUUCCCCCAAAACAAUGUACAUUAAAAGCCUCGCGAGAGUGCCCGUUUUCUAUGAAAGAGACUACACCUUCGUUGAACAGCUAGCAGAACACUAUGAAUUCCUAAACCCCCAAAUCAACACAGCCAACUACAGCAGGACAGACACAGACACGAGUUUACAAGCCUUUAGUGCCUUAAUGAAUGAUUUCACUCGUGGGGAAAGCAGAAAUCUUUUUAGAGGUCUCAACCCAUCUACUUCACGGCCUUCAGAUAUCCCAUUGGUGAUGGCGAACGUGGUCCCUUCCAUAGGCCUGAAGGCCGCCUGGAAGUUCAAUCCUAACCUGACACGUUAUACCAACUUCUUUGUCAACAAGAAUCUAAAGAAGGAAGUGUCUAUGAUGUUAGAAAUGCCAAGGUCAGAUAACACAGUCCAGUACAAAGACUCCAGAAUCUACAAGGCACAAGCGAUAAAAGCGCCGAUGGACACUGGCAACGCAAGGAGACCUAUGGACAUCACUAUAGUCCUCCCUGACAAUGCAGAGGGUUUGGUCAAAGCAUCAGAAUGGUUGCCAGAGUUACUGCGAGGCAUCAGCUGGGAUCAUGCCCAUAUUCGCAAGCUGUACGUUCCAGAGAUUGAUUAUUCAAUCGUAGCUCUCGACCGGUUGAAUGCGAAACAUUUUGGCUUGAAUACACUAAAGUUAUUCCGAGAGGGUGCCGAAAUGUCCGUUCUUGGGGAAGAGUCCGGCAACACCUGGGUUUUUGAUCUCGUACACCAAUCCUUGUUCAAAUUGGAUGACGGACGGCGCAAUGAACGCGUUAUCACAUCAUAUAAGAUCUAUUACCUGCCCGAGUUCAAACUCAACCGACCGUUCUUCUUUUUCUUGACAGCUUACCCACGAAACAUAGUGUUUCUGGGUAGGGUUGAGGACCCAGAGCAGAUUGUGUCAAGUGGACAGACACGAACCAGUCAACCAGAAGAGCUGGAAUUGGCGACCACAGUUGGCAGAAGUAUCAACGAACCUGCGCCUGCGCACUCCGCUGAGGUUGUUCGCACUCUCAGCGAUUUGAAGGUCAUAUGUAUUGAGCUCCUUACUUGGGGCUUUUUCUUUCUUAUUUAG
This is a messenger RNA of Lingula anatina, 1422 nucleotides long. RefSeq names its product antichymotrypsin-2-like. The record is from RefSeq and is a predicted model, not a curated record. Gene Ontology annotation, molecular function: serine-type endopeptidase inhibitor activity. Lineage: Eukaryota; Metazoa; Brachiopoda; Lingulata; Lingulida; Lingulidae.